AUGUUCGCGGCGCAGGGCAGAGCACUUCGGCUGCUUUCACAAGCGAAGAUUCAGCACAACCUGUGCCACCUGGGCGCAGUUCUGAUUCGCGGCAAGCUUGACAGCUCCGCUUUCAAUCCCCUGAACAAGACAGCCGGGCAAAGGACAGCAAGCACUGCGACAUGUGCAGCCGAGCAGUCCUUCGAGCAGCGAGCCGGUACAACAUCUGACGAGACGAUUGAUGUGCUGCGCCGGGAGAACAAGCUUCUCCGGUCAGAGCUCGCCGAGCUUCGCUGGCCCCAACUUCAUUCGUUUCAGGCCCGGGGCCGGCACUACCCUUUGCCCUGGCAUCCGCCAGCGAAGAGCUCGGUCGCGUUGAGCAAGGCUGAUUUGCAGUAUUUGUCUGGGGUGUUCGAUGGUGACGGAUGUGCAUUGGGUUGUGCCUCGCGUUCUACGUGCAUGCUCUCCAUGACUCAAUCCUACGACCAUGCAGAAGUUCUGCUCCUUUUCCAAGAUUCUUUCGGUGGUAGUAUCUGCAGCAAGCGAAAUAGCGGUACAGGGCUGACCAAGCCGACCUUGCAGUGGCAGGUAUACGGGGCAAAGGCUAGACUGGCUGCUCGAGAUCUUUCCCCGCACAGCAGCACGAAGAGAAGUCAGCUUGAACUGAUAGCAGAUUGGCCCAACGAUCCAUUGCAACGGAUAGAAUCUGACAAAAAACUGCGCUUGUUGAAAACACAAGAUUCGGCUGCGGAGUUCCGCUGCAGUUGGGGAUACUGCGCAGGAUUUUUGGAUGCAGAUGGCUGCAUCUGGCUUUCUCCUACAGGAUCUGUCUUCGUUCAGUUUUCUCAGAAGUAUCCUACCGUUCUCGAACACAUCCGAAACUUCAUGGCUGAACAGGCCGGUGUCACUGCUAAGACUUAUCAAUGCAAUGCGAAUCUUUUUACGUUGCGCAUCACCAAAGACUCCGAUUCUAAGCGGGUGUUGAAAUGCAUGCUGGAUGCAGGCCUCCGUCGGAAGGCUGUGCAAGCCUCUCUUGUCGUCAGUUCGACUCAUGAAUCAGUUGGCCAUGUCAGAGAGGCGUUCGCGCGGUGUGUGGGAAAUCAGAAUUUUGGCAAGAGAUUGGACGAAGAUGGCAUUGCGAGGUCUGUAAGAAUCACCAACUUGCAGAUGCGAGUACGUUACUGGAAGCAGAAGGGACAGACUGAAAAGGCUGCUACUGUCUCGAAGGAGAUACAAGUGCUACAGUGCAAGCAUCGUUUCCUGAAGGCGCAGUUGGAGAAUCGGCAACUGCUCGAGUAUCGCGAGAUGCUGCAACACUUGCAGUUCAAUAGCUGGUAG
Symbiodinium sp. CCMP2592 is the source of this 1317-nucleotide messenger RNA. Lineage: Eukaryota; Dinophyceae; Suessiales; Symbiodiniaceae. The record is from the annotation of a GenBank genome assembly.